AUGGCCUUCCUUGUAGGGUUCAUGGACGUCAUUUACGUUCGUCGGUAUGGUUGUUACGUCAACAUGAUGACGGGAAACACAAUUCGAGCGGCGACUCAGGCGGCUGAAGGCAAUCUAGGAUCCGCCCUUUUUCACGUCGCCCUCGUACUCUGCUACUGCAUCGGUGUGGGCUGGCACCGUCGCGUCGCCAACGCCGUCAGUAGCACCAACCUUGGCGAUACCAGCACUACCAAUCACCCCACACUCCGGAGACAACGGUAUACUCGCACGCCUCAUUUGUACCGCUCCGCCAAUGCGCGUCUGGUGUGGGCUGUGGCACCCGUGGUGUGGGGCCUCUUUGCCGCUACCGACGUUGUCGCGUACGUACUGCAACAGGGCGUCCGGCGGCACCACUACCCCGAGUCCGCCGCCAACUCGCGAUGGCACGGGGUCUUUUUAGCCACCGCCUUUGGACUGCUCAAUAGUACGGCGUCUCAUACGACUGGUGGGACCAUCUUGUACGCCAUGACGGGGCACUGGACGAAACUGUCACAAAGUAUCGUGGAUUUAUGGGAGGCCGAAACCUUGCGUCGUCGGCACGUGCGGGCCAUAUUUUCACACGUACGCGUCCUGGCGGCCUUUGUGAGCGGCAUUGUCCUCUCCGUGUGCCUUUACGAACCUUUUCUGGCCCAACUCGAAACCGGGUGGUGGCCGGUGCAGACAACCGUCGGGUCCGUGUACGCCGGACUGCUGCUCUGGUACGGUCGACGAUUGUAA
Phaeodactylum tricornutum CCAP 1055/1 is the source of this 756-nucleotide messenger RNA. RefSeq lists its product with no specific name. NCBI's taxonomy places the organism in Eukaryota, Bacillariophyta, Bacillariophyceae, Surirellales, Neidiaceae. The record is from RefSeq and is a predicted model, not a curated record. The transcript has a single exon. The coding region runs from base 1 to 756 and encodes 251 amino acids.